Molecule: messenger RNA, 1559 nt
Organism: Phaeodactylum tricornutum CCAP 1055/1
Lineage: Eukaryota; Bacillariophyta; Bacillariophyceae; Surirellales; Neidiaceae
Exons: 1
Coding region: 528-1559 (343 amino acids)
Source: RefSeq, a predicted model, not a curated record
CACGUGUGCAGAAUUCGCGGAGCAACUUUCUAUUGACAACGGUCGGUCCCGGUAACGUGCCCUUACUGGUAACAGCCGAUCAUUUCGUUCCGGUUUGAUCAUUGUCGUGGCCAGGAAAGUAAGCACGACUUGAUGUGUGUAUUUCUGACAAUUUUUCUGGAUAAAUCAAUCCAAUCAAACGUAUUCUUGGUGCGUCGUGCGACUGUGCUCACGGUUACAGAUCUAGUCAUUUUCAGUUCGACAAGCCGAGAAUCACGUCUCGAACGGUCACUUCCUGUUGUUCCGCCGCACCACUCUAGAGCCCUCCGUACGUACGACUCCUGGAAAGUGUAAGAGAGUAACCUUACCCGACUCUUUUACUGUUUGUUGAGCUGUGUCUCGUAUCAAGAAUCGCUCGGUUUCUAGGCUCGCCAUUCUCGCGGCGCGCUUUACGUUCCGGCCAACCGCUUGAGAGCAGCCGUAGACCAACAAUCGCCUUGGGAUCCUUCGCCCACAAUCGAACUACGAUACCGUCUGUCCAACGAACCAUGGAUUUGUUUUUGUUCACAGUCUCCGCAGCAGCCUAUCGUUACCACAUUGGCUGGAAUAAAACGAAGUUUUUCCGAGGGAUUUCUUACGCAACGUUGUCGAAACAAAAUGCCGAAACGAGUACCGCGAUACUUCGGCACUUUGCCAAAUCGAGUGUCUUUGGACGCUUGGCCUCGUACGAAGGAGCUUUGACGGUCCAACGGGACGUGGAAGACGGCGAAAAGCUAGAGAUAGGUAUUGAAUUUGCCAAGAAAAAAGGGGUCAUCGAUCCGGACUUUACACCCGAACCCUAUAUAACCAUUGACGUUUUGGGCAAAGCACCCGCGGAGGUCGCUUCCAUCAUUCUCCAGCACGUUGGACAACAAGCGUCGGGCGUGAUUGUAUUGGUCGGCCUCUCUGGAACGGGAAAAGGCACCACCGUCGCGCUCUUGCGUCAAACACUAGAACAGGACCAGGGCAAACAGGUCGUCACCUGGUCCAACGGCAACGUAUUUCGUUCCGUCACACUCUUGGCGGCGACCUGGUGCGAGCAACAACCCGGUAUUGACGGAUUCGAUGCCACAAAGGCUCUGACCAAAGGAAACAUUGCCAAUUACAUGAAAAUGCUGACCUUUGGUAAAUUCAACGGAAAGUACGAUAUCCGCAUUCACGGUUUGGGUCUCGAUGUGCUCGUAUCGGAAGUGCAAAACACGACGCUCAAAAGUUUGGCCGUCUCCAAGAACAUUCCCACCGUUGCUCAAUUCACACAAGGGGAAGUUAUUUUGUUCGCCGCCCAAGCUGUGGAAACAAUGGGUAAGGACGGGAUCUUUGUGCUUCUGGAAGGUCGCGAACAAACGGUUGAUUACGUACGCAGUCCGCACCGUUUCAACCUUACUCUAUCCGAUCCAACCUUAAUUGGCAAGCGACGAGCCGCGCAGCGGCUCAUGGGAUCGGCCGUGGGAUCCGUGCCUAAAAAUGCAGCCCCAGUCAUCAUUCAACAAGCCAUGGAAGAUGCCCUCCACGAUAUGGUGAAGGAAAUUGAAUCGCAGUAA